Messenger RNA from Hypanus sabinus (Atlantic stingray), 2232 nucleotides. RefSeq names its product exostosin-like glycosyltransferase 2 (gene extl2). NCBI's taxonomy places the organism in Eukaryota, Metazoa, Chordata, Chondrichthyes, Myliobatiformes, Dasyatidae. Gene Ontology annotation, molecular function: glycosyltransferase activity. Bases 132 to 1130 code for a protein of 332 amino acids. The record is from RefSeq and is a predicted model, not a curated record. The transcript is spliced from 4 exons. Gene Ontology annotation, cellular component: membrane.
UUCUUUUCUCUUGCAGCGAGAAAUCUGUAAAUGGGAUUAAAAGUGAUUGACAGAAGCAAUGAGCCCGGGGCGGGCGGCUGGCCGCGCAUGCGUUCUGCAGGCUCAGGUGCGAGUUACGAUUCUGGUUGUAGAUGUGGGGCCGCUGUGUUAUGAGAUUCACAAGACGGUUGUUUGGUGGUGGGACUCUACCCUCUUAUUUAGUGAUGGCUGUUCUAAUCGUUCUUAUUGUGGGAGCUGUCUUGACCACCUUAUUGCCCAAAGUUGUGGAAAGUGGAGCUACUGUGGUCCGUAGAGAGCAGGACGUGCACAGAAUCGACACUCGUAAUUCAUUCACCAUCGUGAUGCAGACUUACAACAGGACGGACCUGCUUCUUAAACUGCUGAAUCAUUAUCAGGCCAUUCCAAACCUGCAUAAGAUCGUUGUCGUUUGGAACAGCGUUGGAAUAAAACCUCCAAAAGAUUUAUGGGAUUCACUGGGGCCACAUCCUAUCCCAGUUAUUUUUAAGGAGCAGAUGGUGAAUAGAAUGCGAAAUCGACUGGAGCCGUUUCCUGAACUGGAAACCAAAGCUGUUUUGAUGGUUGAUGACGAUAUUUUAAUUAGUGCCUAUGACCUUGAUUUCGCCUUUUCUGUGUGGCAGCAAUUCCCAGAUCAAAUAGUGGGCUUUGUUCCUCGAAAGCACGUCACAACUUCUUCAGGAGUUUAUAGUUAUGGCAGUUUUGAGCUCCAGAAUGCAGCAGGUAGAAUUGGUGACUACUAUUCCAUGGUGCUAAUUGGAGCUGCAUUUUUCCAUGCUGGUUAUCUUGAGAAAUUUAAAGUCCAGCUCCCAGCUGUCCACAAUUUAAUAGACAAAACACAAAAUUGUGAUGAUAUUGCCAUGAACUUCAUAGUUGCAAAGUACACUGGGAAGCCAUCAGGAGUGUUUGUGAAGCCAGUGGACAUGAGGAAUCUGGAGAAAGAUUCCAAUAGUGGUUUCAGUGGGAUGUGGCACCGUGCAGAGCAUCUGCUCCAACGAUCAUGGUGUUUGAAUCAGCUGGCUGCUAUCUAUGGCAGCAUGCCUUUGAAAUAUUCCAAUAUCAUGAUCUCACAGUUUGGGUUUCCUAACUAUGCAAAUCACAAAGAAAAAAGCUGAAGCAUAGUUUUGAACAACUGCUAGUGCAUCAGUUGUGAUUACAAAUAUUAUGCAGCGCGGUGGAGAAAGGACACAAACAUUGGCCUCUGAAUUUUGAAAGCAAUGAUGCUUUUCCUCUGCUUGUCCAGUGGAGAGAGAUGCACUAGGAGUGAAUAUUUUGUUUCCACAUUUAAUGUGCAGGUGACAUUAUUGGGACAGAUGCUGUAUUGUGUUACUCUGUAGAUUUUACAACUACUAUAAGCCUACCUGUAACUGUCCUGCAGAUGCUUUAAUUGUGAGCAUUUUGCUAUUUUAACAACUAUCUUUAUCCUUUCUGUCUGAGGCAGUCAUGGUCUUAUGGAGUUUAAAACAGCUAUUGCAGUUAGCGCGUGGAGCAGCCAAUUUUGUAUUGCUACAGUAACAGCAUCUUUACCAAUCAUUGAUGGACUGUUCUACCCAUUGUUGAAAUACUUUGAAUGGUUAUACGUGUAAUUGCUCUGCUUCUUUGGAUCUGCUUUAUUUCACUUGUGUCUUGUAAUUUUUAAAAUAUGUAAUAUUGUUGACUUGAACAUUAUAUAUUCUCAGGACACUAUCAUGAGUAUACAUUUAGUGAAUUAAUAAAUCUUGCAUAAUGCAGGUAUAUAUCUUCUCUCUUUCUAUUUUUCCACUUUUUUACUCUCUCCUCAUUCACCCUAUCCUAUGCUCCAUUUCUCAUAUCUGUUGCCUCCAUAUUGUUUAGAAGAAGGAAUUCUGUUUUGAAAUUAUUCUCAAUGAUUUCUUUUCCCCUUUAUCAGUCCUGAAGUCUUCUAACUGUUUUCCUUAGUCAUUGGCUGUCAGUGCUGUUGUGGUGCAACUUUGAAAAAGCUAAGAACAAUUUCACUUUAUUGGUAAAAUCUAGCAAUCUUCAUGUAAUCCUUCUAUUAGUGUGUAUUUCUUUUCCUUGAUAAAUCUACCAAGGGAUACCAGAAAAGAACUGUAGGUGGUAGUAUACCCAUGCAAAUAAAGCCCUUAUCUUGGAUAGCAGUGGUCACAGUUCUGGGAGGUUCUCUUACAGAAAAACUGUGUGAAUAUCUGUAGUGAAUACUUCAAAUGGUAUGUAUGCAAGUUCAAAGUAAAUUUAUUA